CCGUGUCUCCGCCGGUUCCCGGCUCCUCUCCCUCACCGCGCACAUCCCAGGUUUUUUUUUUUUUUUUUUUUCCUUCUCCCCGUCGCCUGCGGUUCGCCGCCCCGCCAAGCCGCCGCGAUGCCGGUGUUUCACACGCGCACGAUCGAGAGCAUCCUGGAGCCCGUGGCGCAGCAGAUCUCGCACCUGGUCAUCAUGCACGAGGAGGGCGAGGUGGACGGCAAAGCCAUUCCUGACCUCACCGCGCCCGUGGCCGCCGUGCAAGCGGCCGUCAGCAAUCUCGUCCGGGUUGGAAAAGAGACUGUUCAAACCACUGAGGAUCAGAUUUUGAAGAGAGAUAUGCCCCCGGCAUUUAUUAAGGUUGAGAAUGCUUGUACCAAGCUUGUCCAGGCAGCCCAGAUGCUUCAGUCAGACCCUUACUCAGUGCCUGCUCGAGAUUACCUCAUUGAUGGCUCAAGGGGCAUCCUCUCGGGCACAUCCGACCUACUUCUUACCUUUGAUGAGGCUGAGGUUCGUAAAAUUAUUAGAGUUUGCAAAGGAAUUUUGGAAUAUCUGACAGUGGCAGAGGUGGUGGAGACUAUGGAAGAUUUGGUCACUUAUACAAAGAAUCUUGGGCCAGGAAUGACUAAGAUGGCCAAGAUGAUUGACGAGAGGCAGCAGGAGUUGACUCACCAGGAACACCGAGUGAUGCUGGUGAACUCCAUGAACACUGUGAAAGAGUUGCUUCCAGUUCUCAUUUCAGCUAUGAAGAUUUUUGUAACAACUAAAAAUUCCAAAAACCAAGGAAUAGAAGAAGCUUUGAAAAAUCGCAAUUUUACUGUAGAAAAGAUGAGUGCUGAAAUUAAUGAGAUCAUUCGUGUGUUACAACUCACCUCUUGGGAUGAAGAUGCCUGGGCCAGCAAGGACACAGAAGCCAUGAAGAGAGCACUCGCCUCCAUAGACUCCAAGUUGAACCAGGCCAAAGGUUGGCUGCGUGACCCCAAUGCCUCCCCAGGGGAUGCCGGUGAGCAGGCCAUCAGGCAGAUCUUAGAUGAAGCUGGAAAAGUUGGUGAACUUUGUGCAGGCAAGGAACGCAGGGAGAUCCUGGGAACCUGCAAAAUGCUUGGGCAGAUGACAGAUCAAGUAGCUGACCUUCGAGCCAGAGGACAAGGAGCCUCGCCAGUGGCCAUGCAGAAAGCUCAGCAGGUAUCCCAAGGUCUGGAUGUGCUCACUGCAAAAGUGGAAAAUGCAGCUCGUAAGCUAGAAGCCAUGACCAACUCAAAGCAGAGCAUUGCGAAGAAGAUCGACGCUGCUCAGAACUGGCUUGCAGAUCCAAAUGGUGGACCUGAAGGAGAAGAGCAAAUUCGAGGGGCAUUGGCUGAAGCUCGGAAAAUAGCAGAAUUGUGUGAUGAUCCUAAAGAGAGAGAUGACAUUCUACGUUCCCUUGGAGAAAUAGCUGCUCUCACUUCUAAAUUAGCAGAUAUACGAAGACAAGGGAAAGGAGAUUCCCCAGAGGCUCGAGCAUUGGCUAAACAGGUGGCCACGGCCCUACAGAACCUGCAGAGCAAAACCAACAAGGCUGUGGCCAACAGCAGGCCUGCCAAGGCAGCUGUCCACCUUGAGGGCAAGAUUGAGCAAGCACAGCGGUGGAUUGAUAACCCUACCGUGGAUGACCGGGGAGUCGGUCAGGCUGCCAUUAGGGGGCUUGUGGCUGAAGGGCAUCGUCUGGCUAAUGUCAUGAUGGGGCCUUAUCGCCAAGAUCUUCUUGCCAAGUGUGACCGUGUGGAUCAGCUCACAGCUCAGUUGGCUGACCUGGCUGCCCGAGGGGAAGGGGAGAGUCCUCAAGCCAGAGCACUUGCAUCCCAGCUUCAAGACUCCUUAAAGGAUCUCAAAGCCCAGAUGCAGGAGGCCAUGACUCAAGAGGUAUCAGAUGUUUUCAGCGAUACUACAACUCCCAUCAAGCUAUUGGCAGUGGCGGCCACUGCACCUCCUGAUGCACCCAAUAGGGAAGAGGUGUUUGAUGAGAGGGCAGCAAACUUUGAAAACCACUCAGGAAGACUUGGAGCCACAGCAGAGAAGGCGGCGGCCGUGGGCACCGCUAAUAAAUCCACAGUGGAAGGCAUUCAGGCCUCGGUGAAGACAGCUCGAGAACUCACACCCCAGGUCGUCUCUGCUGCUCGCAUCUUACUUAGGAACCCGGGUAAUCAAGCUGCUUAUGAACAUUUUGAGACCAUGAAGAACCAGUGGAUUGAUAAUGUUGAAAAAAUGACAGGGCUGGUGGACGAAGCGAUUGACACGAAAUCUCUGUUGGAUGCUUCUGAAGAAGCAAUUAAGAAAGACCUGGAUAAGUGUAAGGUAGCCAUGGCCAACAUUCAACCUCAGAUGCUGGUCGCUGGAGCAACCAGCAUUGCUCGUCGAGCCAACCGAAUCCUGCUGGUUGCGAAGAGGGAGGUGGAGAACUCUGAGGAUCCGAAGUUCCGAGAAGCCGUGAAGGCCGCCUCUGAUGAACUGAGCAGAACCAUCUCCCCGAUGGUGAUGGACGCCAAGGCGGUGGCUGGGAACAUUUCUGAUCCCGGCUUGCAAAAGAGCUUCCUGGACUCAGGAUAUCGGAUACUGGGAGCUGUGGCCAAGGUCAGAGAAGCCUUCCAGCCUCAGGAGCCUGACUUCCCACCACCUCCGCCAGACCUUGAACAGCUCCGACUAACAGAUGAGCUUGCUCCUCCAAAACCACCUCUGCCUGAGGGUGAGGUCCCUCCACCCAGGCCCCCACCACCAGAGGAAAAGGAUGAAGAAUUCCCUGAGCAGAAAGCCGGGGAGGUGAUCAACCAGCCAAUGAUGAUGGCUGCCAGGCAGCUCCAUGAUGAAGCUCGUAAAUGGUCCAGCAAGGGCAAUGACAUCAUUGCAGCAGCCAAGCGCAUGGCUCUGCUGAUGGCUGAGAUGUCUCGACUGGUCAGAGGGGGCAGUGGUACCAAGCGGGCACUCAUUCAGUGUGCCAAGGACAUUGCCAAGGCCUCAGACGAGGUGACUCGGUUGGCCAAGGAGGUUGCCAAGCAGUGCACAGAUAAGCGGAUCAGAACCAAUCUCUUACAGGUAUGUGAGCGAAUCCCAACUAUAAGUACCCAGCUCAAGAUCCUGUCCACGGUGAAGGCCACCAUGCUGGGCCGCACUAACAUCAGUGACGAGGAGUCCGAGCAGGCCACAGAGAUGCUGGUUCACAACGCCCAGAACCUCAUGCAGUCUGUGAAGGAGACCGUGCGGGAGGCAGAAGCUGCUUCAAUCAAAAUUCGAACCGACGCUGGAUUCACACUGCGCUGGGUUAGAAAGACUCCCUGGUACCAGUAGGCACUUAGCCAGACCUGGCUGGUACAGGAACCUCUACGAAAUAGAGGGGGAGUAGUCUUGAGUUUCAGGAGCCACCCAGAGUUGCUGGGGGUUGAAAGCCACAUCCUGGUCUGACACACCAGAAAGGAAUGGGUGGGAGCCUCUUCCCAUAGCAGACAUUUAUCCUCUUUUGUCAUGGAUACUUUGAAAUGUGUCUCCAUAUAAAACCCUGUAUUCUCAAAUAGCCAUUCUUGUGCACAUUCUCUCCCAACAGAAACCAGUGGACUUGGUUUCUAGCUCAUGGAUUUCACAUAAGCUCAGAAUACCAGAACCAACACUAGCCAGAUACCUUGCUUUCUCCUGAUCUCUACAGCACAUUUUCUUUUCUACUUCCAUUUCAUGAACCCCCUCCCCCAUUUUCCCCUUCAGGCUCCUAAGACCCAAGGCAGAGGCAAGUCAGUUAAGUAACAAAUGUCUAUGUUAAAAAAAAAAGAACUGUGCCUCCAAAAUUGAUGUUGAGUGUUCCUAUGCUGCUGCCGCCCCUGCUUGUCUUUCCUGUGCUGUCUGGGUCCUUUCCAGAGGUGGCAUCAUUCUGCAGGGGAAGGUGGCCUCUGCAGGGGCGGCCCAGCAUGUGUAUAGCCCGAUUCAUUCCCUGUUCUUCCUCCAUUUAACUCCUCUAGUUUCUCAUAGUGUAAAAGCAAACUUCACUGUCCCGAGGAAAUCAUCGAAUCACAUCUUUCUGUCUCUACCGUGCCCUCGAGCACGAUCUGUGCUAGGGAAAUGUACUUUCCCAUAUCCUGCCUGGCUUGGCUGCCAACAUGACUUCCAGAAACACUGUGUCCUGGUGCUCUGUGCCACUGGAAAGGCAGAGUAGCCGGGGUGUGGCUGCACCUGUCCUCUGGUGGGCCACUCCCAGGCUUUCCACGCUUCCUCACUGCCUGCAGAGGUCUGUGCUGAGGCCUUAUCAUUCAUUCUUAUUUUUAGUUGUUCCGAGCUGAAAUGCUGCAUUGAAUUUUUAACCAAAUCAUGUCUCCUAUACUGAACUUCGGUACUCUUCCUCUAAGCCCUUCCUAAGCAGGACUUUGAAGAUAGGUAGGUGUGUUUUGUCUAUCAUUUUUCUUUUCCUCUCAGAUAGGGUUAUUGUCCAGGCUGGUCUUUAACUCCUGGUUUCAAGUGAUCCACCUGCAUCAGCCUCCUGAAUAGUUGGUCCUAUAGGCUCUUGUCACAUCUGGCCUGUUUUUAUUUCUGAAGGAUCCUUUUUCACCUUUUGAAAUUCAGUCCUAGGAAUGAGUGCUUAUCCUUUAAGUGUAUUUAGUGAAAAGGUGGUCCUAUCUGAAGGACACUUCCUAUCUAAGGGAGAAUGGUACUUGCAGACUAAAAUUUUGGUGCUGUUGGGAUGAAUCAAUGGGAACUGCUCUUAGGAUUCCUGAUGCCCUUUAACCAACUACAACCAAGCCCUUCUUAUCGUCUCUUAAAUAGAACUGUUCAACAGUGAUGAGCAAGAAACUUAAUUAGCAAGCACAUAGCAUGUUUCCUAGUGGACAAAGCCAGAGAAGGCAGUGUUUUCCUUUUCAGCAUUUAUCCCUGCUGUCUAAAAAGUAUUCCCCAGUUCAUAACACCAUUCUCCUUCCCAAACCUAAAACCAGAUGACUAGAGCUCAGACCCCUCGCCUGGACAUCCUUCCCCCACACACUAUGUUCAAUCCCAAUAUUGAACCUAUAAAUUCUAAGUUGGUCCUGUACAUUCACUCAGGCUUCCUCUAUUUCCUUUUAACUGACAAAGAUUGUUUUCAAGGCCCUCAGCAUAUCUGUAUAGUUGCUUAUCUGAUAUAAUUGCAAUAUUAAUGCCUUUAAAGUAUGAAUCUAUGCCAAAGAUCACCUUUUGUUUUACCAAAAUUUACUUAGAGGAAAGAAGAAAAAUCAUGUUUGCUCUCCAAGUUCUUCCAGUGUUUUGAGAUACUGGUUUACACUUAGCUUUUCUUUAAUGUCAGUGCUUACAAUGAGGCAAAAAAUAAAUAACAUAGAAAGAGUCCCUGAUGAUUUGGAAAUGCCACCACUGAAAAACUUCAUUUAUAAGCUAGGAUUUGUUAUAUGCAAAUAUUUUCUGCCUCCUUUCUGUUUAAAACAAUAAAAUACAUUUAUAUAAA
Jaculus jaculus (lesser Egyptian jerboa) is the source of this 5443-nucleotide messenger RNA. RefSeq names its product vinculin (gene Vcl). Gene Ontology annotation, molecular function: structural molecule activity; actin filament binding. Gene Ontology annotation, cellular component: actin cytoskeleton. The transcript is spliced from 21 exons. Gene Ontology annotation, biological process: cell adhesion. The record is from RefSeq and is a predicted model, not a curated record. Lineage: Eukaryota; Metazoa; Chordata; Mammalia; Rodentia; Dipodidae. Bases 118 to 3318 code for a protein of 1066 amino acids.